This is a messenger RNA of Boleophthalmus pectinirostris (great blue-spotted mudskipper), 9212 nucleotides long. RefSeq names its product INO80 complex ATPase subunit (gene ino80). The transcript has 37 exons. The coding region runs from base 635 to 5395 and encodes 1586 amino acids. The record is from RefSeq and is a predicted model, not a curated record. Gene Ontology annotation, biological process: DNA repair; DNA-templated transcription; chromatin remodeling. Gene Ontology annotation, cellular component: Ino80 complex; nucleus. Gene Ontology annotation, molecular function: ATP-dependent chromatin remodeler activity; histone binding; DNA binding. Lineage: Eukaryota; Metazoa; Chordata; Actinopteri; Gobiiformes; Gobiidae.
CUGAACGGUGCUGGUUAUGGCGAAGGGGGAGCAUGGCCGGGAGGGCGAAAGAAUGACAAAACAUCGGGCAGGGAAGCAGCUGUGUGCCCGCUAAGGAGCGCUGGAUGCUCCGAGGAACGCGGGUGGAGGGCCUACUAUUCUUAAACCCAUAUAAAUCCAACUAUUAAACCUUACUAUCUACAAUAUCGGGAGGUGGUGGCCUUAAAGCGACAGGCCGAUGUGAAAACUUCAAAAUAAUGGUGCAAAAAUGUGUCAAAAUUUGUCAAAAAUGCCAAGCUAGCAUUCCUGGUCAAAGUCAAAUAUUAUCUAAUGGAAGAAGCUAGCGGGAAGGAUACAAUACAAGGAGAAAUUGCAUCCAAGAAACCCAAUACUAAUGCAAAAUAAUGUAAUAUGGUGUGAGCGGUAAAGUGGCCCGUAAACAGUGCAUUGACCCCUUUCUAUCCUUGAUCAGAGCUAACGCUGUGCAUGCUCCAGCACCUAGCGGCUAGUGUGCUAACUGCUAAGCUAAUGCAGUAAUCAUGGCAAGGCAACAUUGGACAACAUUGGUCUGUGGAGAAUUUCUCAGAUAUUCUUGAUCACAGCACAAUGACAUCCUGUUCUGAAAAGUAAGUGCUCCUGCCCUGGAGGGUGCAGGAUGGCGUCAGGGCAGAGCAUGCGUUUGGAGGCAGGGCCAUCGGGGGGUGCUGUGCUGGCCAAACCUCUAUAUCUGCAACGUCUGGAGAGGUCACUCAAACUUGACUCUUUCCUGCGACAAACGGCAGCGGUUUUCAACACAGACAUCACCAGUGAUGACAGUGAGGAUAGUGACUGUGGGCUGGACUCGGGUCUGUCUCUAGACUCUGGACCAAACUCAGCUUUGAAGCAGGAGCCAUGUGAACAGAGCGAUGCUUCAGAAGGAAAACCACCACGCAACGGAGUCCUGCUGCAAAAAGAGCAAAAGACAGACAAAGCGAGUCUCUACAACUUCUCCAAGCUGAAGAAGAACAGGAAGUGGCUGAAGAGCUUACUUUUGAGCGAUGACACCACAGACUCAGGCUCAGACUCCGAUGAUUCUGACUUUAGUUUAUCUAAAGAUGAGCUUCACGACAUGUUAAGGCUCCAUCGCUUCAGUCGGCAGCACCAGAGCAAGUUCCAUUCAGACAGAGAGCUCCAUCAGUACCAGUAUUACAGCACAGGGCUCCUCUCCACUCAUGACCCAUUCUAUGAGCAGCAGCGCCACCUACUGGGCCCCAAGAAGAAGAAAAUCAAAGAUGAGAAGAAAUUCAAGGCCAAACUGAAGAAGGUGAAAAAGCGGAAAAAGCGCGGUGAGGGCGAUUCUGUUGAUGAUGAGCGACCAUUUGUAACGAAGGUUUUUGCGAAGUUUUCUCACGACGCGCCACUGCCUCCAGUGAAGAAGAAGCACCUGAGCCUGGAGCAACUGAAUGCACGAAGACGAAAAGUGUGGCUCACCAUCGCCAAGAAGGAGGUGCCCAAGACUUUCAAGCAGAAAACAUCUGCCAAAAACCUUGUAUUUACCAACGCUAAAAAGCUGGCCCAUCAGUGCAUGCGAGAAGUGCGGCGUGCGGCAAUCCAGGCUCAGAAGAACUGUAAAGAGACUCUGCCCCGAGCACGGCGUUUAACGAAGGAAAUGAUGCUCUAUUGGAAAAAAUACGACAAAGUGGAGAAAGAACAUCGGAAAAGAGCAGAGAAGGAGGCUCUGGAGCAGCGCAAACUCGACGAAGAGAUGAGAGAGGCAAAGCGUCAGCAGCGUAAAUUGAACUUCCUAAUCACACAGACGGAGCUAUACGCACACUUCAUGAGUGGCAAAGGCCCUGGGGCUGAAGGUCAAGACGAAAUCCUGCAGAAACUGGAGGACAGCGCCCCUCACAGACAGAUCGACAUCGGAGGAGGCGUCAUGGUCAACAUGGGACAGGAAGAUUAUGACAGUGAAUACUACAAGUCCCAAGCUCUUAGGAACGCCACAGAGGCCUAUCAGAUUCACCAGGAGAGGACUCGUAUGUUUGAUGAUGAAGCAAAAGACAGUCGUGCUGCAGCCGGGGCAUCUGGGUCAGGUGUGGCAUCAGUGACAGGUGUUGGGCAGGUGCAUGUGGCAGGUGCAGCUUCUGGGUUUGGAGAGAGCUACAGUUUGUCGAACCCGUCAAUUCAGGCCGGAGAGGACAUCCCACAGCCCACCAUCUUCAACGGGAAACUCAAGGCCUAUCAGCUCAAAGGCAUGAACUGGCUCGCCAACCUCUAUGAACAGGGCAUCAAUGGGAUCCUGGCUGAUGAGAUGGGGCUUGGGAAGACUGUUCAAAGUAUUGCACUUUUGGCACAUUUGGCAGAGCGAGACAACAUCUGGGGCCCGUUCCUGAUCAUCUCUCCGGCCUCAACGCUCAACAACUGGCACCAGGAGUUCUCACGAUUUGUUCCCAAAUUCAAGGUGUUGCCUUACUGGGGAAAUCCACAUGAUCGCAAAGUUAUCCGAAAGUUCUGGAGUCAAAAAACCCUGUACACCCAGAAUGCCCCCUUCCAUGUGGUGAUCACCAGUUACCAGCUCGUGGUUCAGGAUGUGAAGUACUUCCAGAGGGUCAAAUGGCAGUAUAUGGUUUUAGAUGAAGCCCAGGCGCUCAAGAGCAGCUCCAGUGUCCGGUGGAAAAUUCUUCUUCAGUUUCAGUGUCGGAACAGACUGCUGCUGACUGGGACUCCCAUUCAGAACACUAUGGCAGAGUUAUGGGCCCUGCUGCACUUUAUCAUGCCCACUCUGUUCGAUUCCCAUGAAGAGUUCAAUGAGUGGUUCUCCAAAGACAUCGAGAGCCACGCUGAAAACAAGUCUACCAUUGACGAAAACCAACUGUCCCGUCUACACAUGAUCCUGAAGCCGUUUAUGCUGCGAAGGAUUAAAAAAGAUGUGGAGAAUGAGCUCUCGGACAAGAUUGAGAUCCUGACAUACUGCCAGUUGACCACACGGCAGAGGCUCCUGUACAAAGCUCUUAGAAAUAAGAUCUCUAUUGAGGAUCUGCUGCAGUCGUCCAUGGGAACUGCGCAACAGGCUCACAGCACCACAUCCUCACUCAUGAACCUCGUCAUGCAGUUCAGGAAGGUGUGUAACCAUCCCGACCUGUUUGAGCGUCAGGACACUCGGUCUCCGUUUCACAUGUCGCUCAAACCUUUUUUAAUGUCAAAGUUUCUGUACCGCAACGGCCUCUUGCACAACCAUACGCAAGGAACCAACAAAAUCCUCCAAGUGCUGCUGUCUCCCUUCUCGCCUCACCACAUCCAGCAAUCUUUAUUUCACAGGAAAGGUGAGGAUGAAGGCAGCUGCUUCUCAUUCCUGCGUUUCAUCGAUGUGUCUCCAGCCGAAAUGUCCAAUCUCAUGCUACAAGGCAUUUUAGUCAGAUGGUUAGCUCUUUUCCUGUCUCUGAAAUCUGCAUACCGGCUCUACUACCAGCGCCUGUUUGAGGAGAAGGAGCUGAGUGGAGAAAGCGGAGACCCAGGGACCAGUUCACAAAUGCUAAAAUGUCUGAACCGGAGAGACCUGAUUCUGUGGAUGAAUAAACCCGCGACUUUCCCAAACACCAGCUGCAGCCCCAUCCUCCAGGACUUGGUUUUCACAGCCUCCUCUCCAGGUCUGGUGGGUCACUCAGAUGUUGAGAUCCACAGUCGCUCCUCCUCCUCUUUCUCUCUGAGGCAGUGUCUGCCCUCUCUGCCCCCAAAGUUCCUCCUCACUGCUACACCCAGGGUGACAGCCGUUCCCAUGGAAAGGUAUUGUAAUGACCGCAGUGCUGAGUAUGAUUGGCGGGUGACGCGAAACGGAGGCGGGACCAUCUACAGGGACUGCUUCCUGUACGGCUCUCCAGAACUGGCCUCUGAUUGGAUCACGAGAGCUACUUCCUUCUACCUACAGUCCCCCGGGGGCGUCAUGGCGAUUAACCCACGACAUGGGUGGUCCUACAUUCGUAUACCAGACAAAGAGAGCCUGAUCACAGAGAGUGGGAAACUGCACACUCUGGACCUGCUGCUGAGUCGACUGAAGAACCAGGGACACAGGGUCCUCAUCUACUCCCAGAUGACGCGAAUGAUCGACCUUUUAGAGGAGUACAUGGUAUAUCGUAAACACACGUACAUGCGGCUGGACGGAUCCUCAAAGAUCUCCGAGCGCAGAGACAUGGUGGCUGACUUCCAGAGCAGGACGGACAUCUUUGUUUUCUUGCUAAGUACCAGAGCUGGAGGAUUGGGGAUCAACUUGACCGCUGCAGACACGGUGAUUUUCUACGACAGCGACUGGAACCCUACAGUGGACCAGCAGGCAAUGGACCGCGCUCACAGACUGGGGCAGACCAAACAGGUGACUGUGUACAGACUCAUCUGUCAGGGCACGAUCGAGGAGAGGAUCCUACAGCGCGCCAAGGAGAAGAGUGAGAUCCAAAGAGUGGUGAUCUCUGGAGGGAACUUCAAACCAGACACUCUCAAACCUAAAGAGGUGGUGAGCCUGCUCCUGGACGAUGAUGAACUGGAGAAGAAAUUGCGUCAGAGGCAGGAGGAGAAGAGGCUGCAGGAAGAGAGCAGCAAAGUGAAAGAGCGAAAGAGAAAGAGAGAGAAAUACGCAGAGAAGAAGAAGAAUGAAGAAAUAGAGACGAAGAAGAAGAGGGAGGUGAACGUGGUGAUCUCUCACUCUGCCCCCUCUGCCCCUUCAGCUGAUAACUCCAACAUGUCAGCCGACGGAGAAGACUCUUUCCUCAGUGUGGACAUGGACUCGGCCAUGCCCAGCCCCUUCAGCGAGAUCUCCCUGAGCAGUGAGCUGCAGCCCGGCUCUCUCCCUCCUGACCCUGAUCAGGAUGAGAGCAGCAGUGACAUGUUGGUGAUCGUGGAUGAGGCUCCGCCCACAAGAGCCACCAACUCCCCCGCCUCUGUGUGCGGCUCUGCGUCUGACAACUUCAACGGAGUUUCCAGCUCAGACACUAUCAGCCCGGGCAGAGGCAGGUCCAAAGGCAGUCGAGGGAGGCCCAAAGGCUCUGGGGGCGGGGCUAAAGUCGGGGUCAAAGGUCGUGGCAGGAAGUCAACGGCGGGCAGUGCGGCAGCGAUGGCAGGAGCAAUGGCAGGUGCAGCUGCGGCCUCAGCUGCUGCUUAUGCAGCCUACGGGUACAGUGUGUCUAAAGGUGGUCUCUCUGGCUCCAGUCCUCUGCAGCCGGCUCUGGGUCGCUCUGGGACCUCUCCUGCUUUUAAACCCAGCCGCAGCUCCUCUCCUCAGGCUAAAGGGGGCAGCAGCUCCACCCCGAGCCCCCACAAGCACCAGAUGCCCUCCCACUACCCCCACCAACCCCACCCUCACCUCCCCAACCACCCCCAUCUCCACACAGGGGCCCAGACCGGAGCCGUGCGCAAAGCUAAAGGUCCACCCACUCCUAGCACGCGAUAACAGAUACUCAAAAUGCACUAAAGGCUAAGUUAAAGAGAUUUACCAUUUUAAAGAGCCUACUGGGUGUUUUCAAAUUCUAGAAUAAGAAAAUAUAUGUCAGAUGCCCUCCCAUCUUCCUAUAUAUAUAUAUAUAUACAUCCCUGUGUUAAAUGCCCUCCCAUUCUCCUGUAUCUCUAGGUCUAUAUUAUUUGUAUUACUGAUGAGGUAUUUAUCCAACCACACCGCAACAUCUGCAGAUUAACUAGAGACAUGUGACCUGCCCCCAUCUCUGUACACAGAUACAGGAGGAUGGGAGGGCAUCUGACACACAUGAAUACAAGCACGACAUUAUCUUAUUCUAGACCUUGAACACAACCUAUCUCCACUGUGAAAGCCAAACUACAGGAGAUAGUAUUUGAAGUAACUUGUGUACCUUGUAGGAUCUGUCUUUUAAAGAUACAGUUCUUACAAAAUUCCCAAAUUUCUCUUUAUAAUUUAUUUGUCCUAAUUUUGAGACAGAAAAAUAAAAAUUGCCUUUAAGUAUUUUGUUUUUGAAAUUUUGACAGGAAGCUCGUUUAGAGUUGGUAACAACAUGUGAAGCUAGACCAGCUACACUGUACAAAAAAAUAGCAGAUUUAAAAUGUAUUUAAUUUGUGAAUUGAUUUGAGUAAUUUUGACAAGUUUAGAUGUAUUUAUAAUCAGUAAAGACAUUAAUAGAUAUAAUAUCAUUUGGACAGAUAUUUAAAGGUGCACUGUGUAACUUUACUGAUAGAGAGUCUUGUAUGGAGAUGUUAUUACUUUGGGCUGGAAUGUUCUCCUGCAGUAUGGCAAUAAACAUUCAUCUCCAUGGAGACAUCACCAGACAUAACAGUCAAGUUACAGGUCAGAUCUGUGAAGGGGUGACCACGGUAACAGUAGGAAUGCAGGUUUUUUAUGUUUUCUAUUUUCAUUUAAAAGCUCCAUAAUUAAAUAAAUGCUGGAUAGAUGUUUAAUGCUAUACUGUGUAACAUUCCAGACAAAGCAGUAACCAUGAAGAUAAGCAAGUGACUAACCAGAAAAGUUACAGAGUGCACCUUUAACAAGUUUCUCUCAUAGUUUAAUGCUAUUGAAGUCACAUAACCUAUUUUGAGUUUGGAACAGAACAUUUUGGUUUAUUGGCGCACUAUGUAACUUUUCUAGUGGAGGGUACGCCACCUGAUUGUCUCCAUGGAGAUGUUAUCGCUUUGCUUGGAAUGUUCCUUAACUUCCUUAAACUAUCUCCAAGGAGACAAGCAGGUGAUGUGUUCAGACCAAGUUACAGGUCAGAUCUGUGGAGAAGCGACCCCACUCACAGUAAGAAUACAUGUGUUUGAAUGGAUUUUUUAGCCAUAACAAAUCCUGUAAUCGAAUAAAUGCAAGAUGGAUAUGUUUAAUGCCAUACUGUGGAACAUUCCAGCCAAAGCAAUAACAUGGAGACAAGGACAACGCAGACCCCCCACCAGAAAAAUUUUAUAGUACAACUUUAAAUACGUAGAAAUAUCACAAAACAAUCAGAUGAUGUUAUGUUUAAAUACAUCAAAAAACUUAAAAAAUUAAAAUAUUCUCAGAGUAAUAUGGACUCAAGUAAUUUAAACUCAUAUGACUUUUACAGCAUAGUUCUUCAAAUAAGGGCUUGAAUCAUUCUAAGCACUGAGCCACGUCUACCUUUCGUAAUAUACUGAGUGUUAAUGGAGUUAUUUCAUUGUUUUGUAAACCCGCUCAGUCCAAAAUUAUUCAGCGAUUGCCAAUGUUUAUGUAGGUUUUACUGUAAGUUGUUCUCUGCAUUUGACACCUGUUAGAAGCAGCACCCGUGGGACCCAUCUCCAGAUCUUGAGCUAGUCUUGGUCAGGAUGUGCAUGUUUCAUUUAGACCCUUUUAAAAGUUUCCAAAAUUCCAAAUUCCUGAAUGGAGGGGAAAGUGAAGUGGAAGAUGGUGUGAUUUCAAUAGUAAAAUCUGAAUCCGCCUCAGAAUAAUCCAAGAUGGUUUUGCAAUGAUAAAAGCUCAUGCGAUUUCAAAGCCUAUUUUCAAAUAUAUUUUACUUUAUUUGUAGAUUUAAUAAGUGAUUAGUGAACAAACUUGGCAUUUACCUUCAUUUUGUUUUUUAUACUUACAGAAAUGUGAACCCCAUGAUGGUUUUUCAUUUUAUCUACAAGUUUUUUACAUAAACUGCAGAUGCUCUUUCAAUUCAAUUUGGAGGCCAUUUUCUUUUAAUAUAGAAGCAAACUAACUAUCCAAUAAUUUAAAAAAAAAAAACAUUAGCAGUUAGAUUUGCUAUCAGUUAAAGGUGCACUUUGUAACUUUACUGGGGGAGGGUCUGCCACCUGUUUGACUCCAUUGAGAUGUUGCAUUCUCACUGUGAGCAGAGUCGCCUCUCCGCAGAUCUGACCUGUAGGGUCACCUGCUUGUCUUUAUGGAAGUAGACAAUGCCAUUUAAUGCCUUUUUGUGGAACAUUCCAGGCAAAGCAAUGACUGAAAAUAACCAGAAAAGUUACAUAGUGCAUUUUUAAUCAGUGACAGUGUAUUUAAGUCUACUUCACUUUGUCUCUAGUCUCCUCCAUUCUGAAAUUUUGAACUUUCUGAUAAUAUCACUACAAAAAGUAAUAUCUAAGUAAAUUCAAAUUACUCAAAUUAAGAAGAUUAAACUUGAUAUUAGUAGAUUUCACUUCAAGUAAAAUUAUUUACUAAUGGAAGAAGUAUUUUUUUGUUUUACGAUUUAGAUUCUUAUUUUAAGUACCGUCGGAUGUUGUUGUUGUUUUUUUAAUCUUCAGUGUAACUAGGUGCAUUUUCCUAUUUCAAGUACAAAAAGACAUGUUCAGUUGAUAGAUAAUUUUGCUUUACUAUGAAAUGUACUUAAAUCAAUAUAACAUGUUCCUAAUUCAAGUCUUUUUAAAGGUGCAAAGCUUAACUUUUCUGAUGCAAUGCUAUCUGCUCAUCUCCAUGGAGAUGCUAUUGGACACACCUUGGAAACACAGAUUGGAAACUAUCUGUAUCCAUAGAUUCAAGCUACUGUGCCAAGUUACAGGUCAGAUCUGUGGAGAAGCGACUCUGCUUUCAGUAAGAAUUAAUGUUUUUCAAGACAGAAGUCCCCGUGUAAUUGAAUAAAUGCAAAUUAUAUAAGUUUAAUGCAAUACUGAGGAACAUUUCAGGCAAAGCAAUUACUUCUCCAUGGUAGCGAACCCUCCCCUCAAAAAGUUACACAGUGCACCUUUAACUUAGCAAGAUUUUAGUUUUUGUAGUGACAGCAUUUAAAGGGUCUAUAGUUUUAUGGCGUGAGUGCUAAAUGUAUUUGGCACUGUGCCGCCAUAACUUCACCAAACAAGCUUUUUUCUACUAAAGCGCUUAUUUUUGUAUCGAAAUGCCUGAAAAAAAUGAAUCGAGUCCAUUUAAGGUGUAAAACAUUUCAAUAGGAAGUCUCUAUUUUUGCCCAGUGAUGUACAAAUUCCAACAACAAAAGCCUGACUGGCGAUGCUGCUAAAUUAAUGUAAUGAUUUAAAUCUUGGUUAACUUAUUUGUGUUGAAUAGAGUAUAACUGUGAAAUUGUACUAAAAGCCAUGUUAUUUUUUUGCAGUUCUUGUGGUGAAUGUCGUAGAUGUUUUAGGGUGAAAAAAAAAACCUACGUUGAGCACUAGUUUUGUGUUGAAAUGUGAUUAUAACUGUACAAUGUUGUGUGUACAUAUACUGUAGUGGUGAGGAUGUUGUUUCCUGGUUUGUCCCAUAUCCAAUCAUCUAUUUUUAUAGUUGCCGUGUACAUAAGGACGAAUGCAGUUGUUGUUUUACUAACACAAGGGGCCAGCCGACAUUAAAGAGUGAGAAAACUGUG